Molecule: messenger RNA, 3225 nt
Organism: Pseudo-nitzschia multistriata
Lineage: Eukaryota; Bacillariophyta; Bacillariophyceae; Bacillariales; Bacillariaceae
Source: the annotation of a GenBank genome assembly
CAUCUGAUGAAGUGGUCUCGAAACUUAUGCUGGCCGAAUCAUCAUGGUGAGKUAGUCCACCUUCGUCCUCAAAAUUGUCGGUCAUGACCCCAUCGCGCUGACCUUCGGUGUAGUCCAAUGCAAUGGGAUCGAUAUUGGAGGGAAAACCGCCAUCGUCCGAAUAAGUUGGUAGAUCUGCAAUAGACGUCGGYGACGUUCGCUUGGGUGUUCCCUUAAAUCCUCCCUUGCGACGGCGGYGUCGGGGAAACGGAGACCCGGUGUUAUUGUUUUCUGGAGCAUUUUUCACAUUCGUAGCUGUAUUUUUCUUASUCAUCACUCGAAUCACGAUACCAAUGCCAACAACGCACACAAUGCCGAGCAAGGCAAGCAUGACUAUGAUGACAAUGUCGCCAUAAAAUCUUUUGGAAGCACGAUUCUUAGCGACUACUUUGUUCACUUCGCAAUGAAGUCCAACGUAAUCUUCUGUGCAGAYACAACCUGGAUCUGGCUCGCCCGCUGCGACCCAGGCUCUGCAUCURCCRCCAUUGACACAAAAAUAGAGAGGCUGUCUUAGAUCUUCAUCUCCAAUGGUACAAAUAUCGGUGUUGGCAUAUUGGCAGGARUCUCCAUCGAAUAGAGGCUUCUCRUCGCUGCCCUCAAACGUGUCAUCGGCUUGGGAGCAGUCGCAAGAAUAUCCCCGUUUGCUGCUUGAGUCCGGUAUGCAUUUGGAACCAUGGAGACAGGUAUGUCGGCCUUCCCCGCAAACUUCCACCUUGUGCUCGCAAGUAAGACCAACCCAACCGUCGCUGCAAACACAAUGAGCAAACUGAUCUUCAGCAUGUGUCUGGUUUAAAUGAGCAACGUCUCCGAUGGUAUCACGCAGAGAACCAAGGUCUUUUGCUCCUUGGGCACAGAUUCCACCAUUCUUGCAGUCCAUGUUGCAUUCUACGGYAUUGUUUUGGUCGUYGGCAAGGUCGUCGGUGUCAUCGUCGUAGUAGCUGAACAGGUCUUCCGGGUCUACAGGUAAUUCACAAUGACUGCCUUUCCACGCAGUGUCACACUCACAGGUAUUGUUUUCUUGACAUUUGCCUCCAUUGACACAAAAAAACUCUUGCGUGGGAGUAGURCACAAUGACGUCGCCUUGUAUUCGCACGAAGUACCGGCAAAGGUGUCAUCUCCAGCCGAGGCAGAUGCACAGUCGCAAUGUCUUGUUUCGACCAUGUCACCAUCAUCGCCUGCAGUAAGGGUCAAGAUACAUUUUCCACCCUAUUGUUGAAAAUAUGAAACGUAUUAGAGUCAAGAAAUCCAAUUUGGAAACGAAAUACAAAAUGCAUUCCAGCAUWCAUCACACAGCMAGYCAUUAGAUGSAGCGAAAAAAGCAUGAAUAAACUUACGUUCAGGCAGACUAGAUUGUCUCCGCAGGCUUCCUUGCUAUCGCUGUUGUCGUCGUCGCCAGCGCCAKCGCCAUCGACUCCACUCGGUUCCGUCGCGAACUGACAAAACCUACCGGUAAAUCCAUUUCUGCAGUCGCAACCCUUGGAAGGAUCCUGUUUGCAAGACCCGUGGUUGACGCAAAAAUGUGCCGAYGACAAGGGCUCACCGCUUUGUGCCGGUACGCAAACGCUCGUGGAAGGRUAUUCGCAAGACGCACCAAGAUACGCUACGUCGUCGUUGUACGCAGUUGAGCAGUCGCAGGUAUAGUCGGUUAUAGAAGCGUCCGUUUUCUCGUUGUAGGUGAUGGUGGUAAUGCAUUUCCCCCCRUUAUGGCAGACCCCRUACCCRCAAAUUUCCAAGCCAGUUUCUUUGACUUUGUCGUUUUCGUUGUCCCCGUCCCAAACGGUGUUGUCAUUCUCUUCGUUGCUUACCGUGUCACGACUCUCGUAUUCGCAAGAAAAUCCGUAGAAUCCAGGUGGGCAAUCACAGCCCAGUCGAGCAUCGUCCAUGCAAGUUCCGUGGUUGGUACAGAAUGCCCUGCCCUCCAAUCCCUUGCCAUCUGUUGGACUCGAGCAAAUCUUUGUCGAUGGAAACUCGCAACUCUCCCCGGCAUACAGAUACUUCUCGUCAAACGCUGCGGAACAAUCGCAACUGUGAUCCAAUAUCCAAUCCCCAUCGGAUUGCAUUCGUUUCGUCGUUACGCACUGUCCUCCAUUGUAACAAAUGCUAUCACCACAGGCGUCUUCGAAGACAAAUUCCUCGCCGGCACCAUCGCCGAGAUCGUUGUGGGGUGUUUGAUGGAACUCCAGAGAUUUGACUUCGCAAAAUUGACCGGUCCACCCUCUGGGACAGUCACAGCUUCCAUCUUCUUGGCAAACACCGUUGUGGACACAAAAGGUUUCCUCCAGCGGAUCCUGGGGGGAAAGGCCUUCGACGAAACACAAGCUCGUUGACUUGUAUUGGCAAAAAGGACCGGCAUAGUUGGAGGUGGCAUCGAAGGCUCGAGAGCAAUCACAAGAUUCUUCCAUCUCCGUGCUACCGUCCGACARAAAGAUUUGUUCCGUGAGACAAUGGCCRCCGUUCAGACAGUAUCCCCCGGCACACUCGACCCUCUUUUCGUUACCGCUGGUGUGAUGAUGAUAUUCAUCUUUCCCACUGUUGUKUGAAAUAUCAUCCGGCGAGACGGCGCCGUCGUUCGCUUCAAAAUUAUCGAGAAUGAAUUCACACUUGUACCCAGCUGUUCCACUACGACAAGAACAUCCCUCGAUCGGGUUGGUCUUGCAUGURCCUCCCUGUGCGACAAAGAACACCAAAUACAGCGAUGGUGAACGGAAUGCAUCCAAUGUGUUGGUCAGAAUWGUAAGGUACAAGAAUCGUUACUAGAACGCGGAGGAACAGAAUUUGGUCUCCUCCGAGCAUACAGAAUUCUUACCUGCGUGCAAAACAGGUUCCAAUCGUCGCCGCUGCACAGGCUUGUUGCCUUGUGUUCGCAAAACUUUCCGGCAAAMCGAUCGCUGCCGUCCUCGCUGGUAGCCACCGUGCAGUCGCAAUGGUGUUGGUUKCGAACCGGUGUUCCGUCGGACGCCCGAAUCGUUGUGGUGACGCACUUGCCUCCGUUGAGGCAGGCGUGGCCGGGGUCGUUGCCGCACUGCUCGGCUUUUGCCUCRCACAGGCGCCCACCAAAGCCGGAAGGACACACACACGACAUGUGUCGGUCCUCGUCUUUCUCGAGAGACCACCGGUGGGUUUGAGCUCCCGCACCCGCUGCCGCGGACGACGACGACGACGACGACGACCCAUCGACAAAGCAC